UCAAUUCUAAAAACAGCAAAACCAACCAACUAAAUUUUUUUUCCGGUAACAGUGAACUGAAAGAAUGGCUUCUUUGGCAGCAACAACUGCGGCAACCUCCCUCAGUGUGUCGGAAAUGCUUGGGAACAAAGUCAACUACUCGAGUGCAGCCAGGACGGCUCCUUCUACUUCCAGUCCUGUCACCUUUAAGACAGUUGCCCUUUUCCAAAAGAAGAAACCUGCACCAAAGGCUAAGCCAGCAGCCGUCACCCCGGCUUCAGACGAGCUCGCCAAGUGGUAUGGACCUGAGAGAAGAAUCUUCUUGCCAGAAGGUCUUUUGGACCGAUCAGAAAUCCCAGAGUACCUCAACGGAGAAGUCGCUGGAGACUAUGGUUAUGAUCCUUUUGGUCUUGGAAAGAAACCAGAAGACUUUGCCAAAUAUCAAGCUUUUGAGCUGAUUCAUGCACGAUGGGCAAUGUUGGGUGCAGCCGGUUGCAUUAUUCCAGAGGCCUUCAACAAAUAUGGUGCAGCCUGUGGCCCUGAAGCCGUCUGGUUCAAGACUGGAGCUCUGCUACUCGAUGGCAAUACAUUGAACUACUUCGGAAAGAACAUCCCCAUUAACCUGGUCUUGGCUGUUGCUGCCGAGGUUGUUCUUGUUGGUGGCGCAGAAUACUACAGAAUCACCAAUGGCUUGGAUUUUGAGGACAAGUUGCACCCUGGUGGACCAUUUGAUCCAUUGGGUCUUGGCAAGGACCCAGACCAGCUCGCUCUGUUGAAGGUUAAGGAGAUCAAGAAUGGCAGACUAGCUAUGUUCUCCAUGUUUGCAUUCUUCAUCCAAGCUUACGUGACCGGAGAGGGUCCUGUAGAAAACCUUACAUCUCACUUGAGCGACCCCUUUGGAAACAACUUAUUGACUAUGAUUUCUGGGAAUAUCGAAAGAACCCCAACCCUGUAAACUCCAUUUGUACUCUAAAUGAUGACAAUCAGAUCGUUUAUGUAUCUUAUAUAUUUGUUUUUGAUCCAUUGUGUAUUAUGAGGAGACGAUCAAUCGUUGAACUGGUAGACGUUAUAUUUUAGAAACGAAA
Erigeron canadensis is the source of this 1064-nucleotide messenger RNA. RefSeq names its product chlorophyll a-b binding protein CP26, chloroplastic-like. The coding region runs from base 65 to 934 and encodes 289 amino acids. The record is from RefSeq and is a predicted model, not a curated record. The transcript has 6 exons. Gene Ontology annotation, cellular component: chloroplast thylakoid membrane; plastoglobule. NCBI's taxonomy places the organism in Eukaryota, Viridiplantae, Streptophyta, Magnoliopsida, Asterales, Asteraceae. Gene Ontology annotation, biological process: response to light stimulus; photosynthesis, light harvesting in photosystem I.